Molecule: messenger RNA, 2751 nt
Organism: Ananas comosus (pineapple)
Lineage: Eukaryota; Viridiplantae; Streptophyta; Magnoliopsida; Poales; Bromeliaceae
Product: YTH domain-containing family protein 3-like
Exons: 8
Coding region: 308-2380 (690 amino acids)
Biological process (GO): mRNA destabilization
Cellular component (GO): cytoplasm
Molecular function (GO): mRNA binding
Source: RefSeq, a predicted model, not a curated record
UCUGGCCUUUUUCUACGACCCCUCGCUCCCUCCAUCAUCCCUUUUCUCUCUCCAUUUCACCCCCGAAAACAAAAAAGGUGUAUGUAAAUCUCCGCUUCUAGGGUUAGGGUUUAUUGGAGGCGCCCCUCUCCGCUUCCGAACUGGGGCAAUCAUGGUGCGGGGAAUCGCUGCGGCGGCGCCAAAAUCCCGUCCUUUCGUUAACCCUAGUCCCCGCUUCGAGGAGCUCUUCGAGCUCGACAUGGCUUGAGCUCCGCCUCUUUUCCCCGUUUCCGGCAGCAGUUUUAAAGCCAGCAGUUCCAGCACGGAGAUGAUAUCUUCUUCUGAUUCUGCAACUACCGAGACAUACAUGAUACCUGGUAUUGCUGGCAAUCCAAAUGUAGCUUUUGCUCCAUCUCCUGGAGUAAUCGAACAUAAUACGAGUAAUGAAGUGCCGUCAGAGUACCUCAUCAAUCAGGGCUUAUCCUAUCCUCCUGCAAACAACUACGGUUAUUAUUAUACAGCAUAUCAAACAGGAUUUGAGCCACCUGGUGAAUGGGGCGACCACUGUAGUUUUUUCGGGUUCGCUGGUCAAAAUCACCCUUACUCGGGUUUGCAAGGUGAAGGUUCACCAUAUGUAUAUUACACACCUGUAUAUGGAUAUGCGCAUUCCUCCCCGGACCAGUAUGGUCCUGUGAUGCCGGGCGGGCUUGUGGGCCCGGAUGGCACACUUGUAGGAACCCAACAGUAUAUUACUAGUCCAACAUACCAACCUCCCAUUUCUCCAUCUGCUUAUGUGCCAGUUAUUGUCCAGCCUAUCUACGAUCAUCAUCUGGCCCCUAGUAAAGUUGCAUCCACUGCGAGUAGACCUUCCAAUAUCGGGAAAAAAAGCGGAUCUCAAGCAUCAGUAAAUGCUGCUUUUUCUCGUCAAACAACUGCCUCUGCUAGUACAGUUACGGGAGCUUCUCAGUCAUCCAAUCAGGGUCAAAGUACAACGAAAUCGUCAGACGGCCAAAACCAGGAUGAAAAUUCUGCUAAGGAGCCACAAGCAAUAGAUCAUGUCUCCCAUGGGAGGAUGCCUUCUUCUCUGAAUCCUGUGAAAAUUACUGUGCCUUCCAAUAGUAACUUAACAAACUUUGGAAGGAAUGCAAGUGGGCAGUUUAGUGGGAAUACAAAUCAAAAUGUAUUAAUUGAACAGAACAGGGGACCAAGAACAAACAAGUCGAAAGAAUCAUCUACUUCUGCUGUGAACGGAAUUGAUGAGGCAAAAGCAGCUUCUGGGAAUCCCAAAGAAAGCAUUCUUAUUUCGACCGACCAUUAUAACUUAGAUGACUUUCCAGUUGACUACCCGGUUGCGAAAUUUUUUGUUAUUAAAUCUUAUAGUGAGGACGAUGUACACAAGAGUAUCAAGUAUAGUGUUUGGUCAAGUACUGUAAGUGGUAAUCGGAAGCUGGAAUGUGCCUUUGAAGAUGCACGAAAAAGAUCUGCAGGAAAGACAAGAAACUGCCCUGUUUUUCUCUUCUUUUCUGUUAAUGCAAGCGGGCAGUUUUGUGGCGUUGCUGAGAUGGUUGGUCCUGUUGAUUUUCAUACAGACAUGGACUUCUGGCAGCAAGAUAAAUGGUCGGGUUGCUUCCCCGUUAAAUGGCACAUAAUUAAGGAUGUGUCCAACGCUAAACUUCGACACAUUAUAUUAGAGAACAAUGAGAACAAGCCUGUAACUAAUAGCAGAGAUACACAAGAGAUACCAUACAAUACAGGCAUAAACAUGCUGAAAAUAUUUAAGACCAGUCCUUUGACGACAUCUGUCCUCGAUGACUUUGCGUUCUAUGAGGAGCGGCAGAAAGUGAUGAUGGAAGAGAAAUGCAGGCGCUUAGGAAGAAGCUUCGAUGCGGCUCUUUACGUACCUGCAUUUGUUUCUAUGAGCAAGGCUGAUUUGACAGUCCAUCAAUCUGCAAAAGAAAACCAACUUAAUGGCAAAGAUCUAGCUUCUGGAAAAGCUGAAAAAGAUGGCGUUCAUGUGGUAGAUCAGCCCUCAAAGGCUUUUGGGAACGGAAAACAACCAAAUGGUUCAAAUAAGCCUACAAAAGCUAAUGGGAAACAAUUGAAGGGUAAAAAUGAGAAAAAUGAAGAGAGCUCCAACUCCAAGACAAAGGAUGCCAAGGAUUUAGAUAAUAGCGGCCUUUCCGAAAAAUUUGAUGCCUGCGUAUCAUUAGAUGGUAAAGAGGGGAAAUCUGAGAUAGCUGAUGAAGCAAAAGCUACAAAAUCGACAAAGAAGAAUACAUCUUUUGUCAAUGAUCAAAAAGAAGCUGAAGUCAAAAGCCCAAGCAAUACAUCGAUAGGGAAUACUCCUAUCAAUGUUGUCAAAGUUGGGUCAGUUCACAUCAAGGUAACUGGUAUGGUUUAAUCCUUCUCGAAGGUUGUGAGUGUAGAGAACAGCCCCUGAUCAAGCAAUUCGCAUAAAGAUUAUUGAUUGUGGGUACGAUACUGAAUUUUUUUAGCUUUAACUUUUCCAUACAUUGCCGCCCGAGGUUGGGAACGGCUUACAGGAAAUUUAUCUUCUUUCUGUUUCUGAUUCAACCCGCCAGGUCAACUUUUGUUGGUGGAAACUAAAAUUUGCACUUUGUUUUGUGCUCUUGGAAAUUGGUUAUAGAGGGGGUGGGGAAUUCUUUCUCGAGUUGUUGCUGAGAUUUAUUUUGGAAUCUGACAAAGUUGUAAUCUUUAUCCUUUUCUUCAUGAUACUAAUGGAUCGAAUAUAGAUUGUGUUUUUACCGGACU